AUGCGAAUCCUCGCGCUGGCAAGCAUACUGCUCCGCGCUAAGAACAUAAAGAGCAGUGCUACACCCUUUUUUCACCUGUGCCUUUCAGGUGAACGACAGCCAAUGACCGACAAGCACAGAAUCGACCCGGAAAACUUGGGCAAAAGCCUCGAUCCUGUGUAUCAAUCUUGGCAAAUCUGGCCAAACAGUUUGCACUCCAUUAUGGCUGCCUGCGUAGCAGUUAUCUCGGAUUCAAAUCAGCUCUUGUAUUUGCGCACAGCAGAAUGUCCGGAUCCUUUGUUCUACCAUUUCAAAGUUCAUGCCGCUCUCGACGUGGUGGGGGAUAAACUGGCCAAGCGAGCCACUUAUUCAGGCGGUGGACAUGAACAUACAGAGCCGUAUUUAGGGCUUCUUUAUCCAAUGGAAGACCAUCGCCUUUAUGGCUACGUGACUAACACUCAAAUAAAAUUUAUUGUCGUUCUGGAGUCGCCCACUUCCCCUCCCAACUCAACUAGUCAAUCGGCUGGUGGUAGUUCACCAUCGUUGCAACAUCAAGACUCGGAAAUUCGUAACCUUUUCCAGUGUCUGCACUCUGCUUAUGUGGACCUCGUCAGUUCGCCGUUUUAUACACCCAAAACCCCUAUUUUGCCGGAGAAACUGUCAGCAGCUGCGCGCUUCGAUAGGCGCGUCUCUGAGUUGCUUGCAGAGCGAGCCAGUUCUGGAGUAUGUCCACUCCUUUCGUUCACUGUUCAAGAGACGCCUACUACAACGGCCGCAGUACCUAUUAAGCCGUGACUCAUCUGAAUCAUAACUGGUGCCUCAGCUGCGCAAACUUAUUGCAAUCUGUUCAGUGCUUUUGUGUUCAGAAAACGCGGAACUUGUGUCGUUUUAUGGCGAAACCUGUCAGUCUGACUGCCUUCCUGUGAUACUCGUGUGAUUAUCUUUCACCACUAGCUUUUGUAUUUUUGGAAGCCUGACUACAAGAAUCAUUGUACUAUGUAAAU
Molecule: messenger RNA, 983 nt
Organism: Opisthorchis viverrini
Lineage: Eukaryota; Metazoa; Platyhelminthes; Trematoda; Opisthorchiida; Opisthorchiidae
Exons: 3
Coding region: 1-774 (257 amino acids)
Biological process (GO): endoplasmic reticulum to Golgi vesicle-mediated transport
Cellular component (GO): cytoplasm; TRAPP complex; nucleus
Source: RefSeq, a predicted model, not a curated record